This is a messenger RNA of Dendronephthya gigantea, 384 nucleotides long. Its product is annotated as peptidase M20 domain-containing protein 2-like. Lineage: Eukaryota; Metazoa; Cnidaria; Anthozoa; Malacalcyonacea; Nephtheidae. The transcript has 2 exons. The coding region runs from base 1 to 384 and encodes 127 amino acids. Gene Ontology annotation, molecular function: dipeptidase activity. The record is from RefSeq and is a predicted model, not a curated record.
AUGGUGUUCAAAGAUGGUGGUGUGAAACCAAACAUCAUACCAGAUACAUCCGUCUUGAAAUACUAUUUCCGAGCCCCAGACAACGAGGAGCUUGUCGAUUUAAUGGCGAAAGCAAAAGGAUGCUGGGAAGGUGCUGCAAGUGCUACAGGUUGCACUGUUGAAGUUGAGUGUCAUGGAUAUGGGAAGAACAAUGUAAAUUAUGCUGCUAUGAAACAUAACCAAGUUUUAGCCAAGUUGUACCAGAAAUAUGCUGAAAGUUUAGGAGUGAAAUUUCUCCCAGAAGGAGAGGCAGAAAACGCAUUGCUUGGUUCAACAGACAUGGGAAAUGUAUCCCUUGUUAAACCAUCUAUACAUCCUGCAUUCACAAUCAAUUCCCAGCAGUGA